This is a messenger RNA of Nicotiana tabacum (common tobacco), 1546 nucleotides long. RefSeq names its product deSI-like protein At4g17486. Gene Ontology annotation, molecular function: deubiquitinase activity. The record is from RefSeq and is a predicted model, not a curated record. NCBI's taxonomy places the organism in Eukaryota, Viridiplantae, Streptophyta, Magnoliopsida, Solanales, Solanaceae. Gene Ontology annotation, biological process: protein deubiquitination.
GAAAAGAAUUUAUCUUGUCUCACUUCUUGGACCUGUAAAAUGGCAGGUCACUGUAUGAUGAAAAAUGAAAAAGAAUUAAACUUUGGAUCCUUUAUAAAUCAACCUUUCUCUUUCCUUUUCCUUUUCCACUGAAGGGUUUUGAACAAGACCACAACAGUCCUUUAGAUUCUUUUACCUCUCUGAUUCCCGCAGCUUUAGUAUUGUCAAUCAGUCAUUACCGGCUACUGUAGAACAAUGUGCAUAUUUCAAGCUCAAAUUCUCCACUUUUUGCCCUGAAUAUGGCCACCCUUCUGGAAUAUUUGCGUAGAGGCAUUCUUUUCUUGCUCUAAUGAGUGUCAUUUCCAAAAAAAAGGUAGAAACUAGGUAUUGAAGCAUUCCUAGUUUUGCCUUGAGCAUGAAAUCAAAGUUGAAGAAUGGCUUGUGUUCUGUGGUGCCUCUUCAUUUACAAGGUGAAUCUGCAACACGUUUUUGCAUGUUCCCUAAAGUGAAGUCAGCUUGCUGUAGUCCAGGCAACACACCUGUUUACCUUAAUGUAUACGACUUGACACCCGUUAAUGGCUAUUUCUACUGGGCAGGCAUAGGUGUCUUCCAUACAGGGGUGGAAGUUCAUGGUGUUGAAUAUGCUUUCGGAGCACAUGACUAUCCAACAAGUGGUGUAUUUGAGCUUGAACCUCGUCAGUGCCCUGGCUUUAAAUUUAGAAAGUCGGUGUUCAUGGGAACAACAUAUUUGGAUCCUAUCCAGCUUAGAGAAUUCAUUGAGCGCCAAUCAGUAAACUACAAUGGUGACUCAUAUCAUUUAAUUGCCAAGAACUGUAAUCAUUUCUCGGAUGAUAUCUGUUACAGGUUGACUGGGAAGCGGAUGCCUAAAUGGGUGAACCGGCUAGCAAGAGUAGGUUCAUUAUGCAACUGCAUUCUUCCAGAAGCCCUCAAAACUUCCACGGUACGACAUGAUACAAAUGUGCAAAACUAUGACAGUGAGAAGAGGAAACUUAGAAGCUCUUUCAACUGUUUGUCAUCAAUCUCAAUGCGUCAAGGUGAGAGAGAAGUAUCAAUGUCAUCGCUGUUCUUGCACUCUCACUAUAAAGGCUGCCUUCCACCUUGGGAAUCCAAAAAAUCUAGAAGCAGGUCUUUGAAGGAAGGAUAAGUUGCUGGCCCUCCCAUUUGACGAUGAAUCGUGCUUGUUGGCUGAGAUUUCAUUUGGUUUGCCGUUGGUGAUUUUUGCCAUUCUCUGAGUUCAGAUUCUGGUGUUACAAGUUCUGCUAUCCAGUUCACAUUUUCAUCCUGCAGGAAGAUCACAUCGCUACAUCUGUGUCUUGAGUCCCAGAAAUGUAAUUGUUUGUUAUUUCUCAGCCACUUUCUUAUUUGAUACUGAAAAAAGAGACGUUCUUGUUUCUUCUGGUGUAGAAAUUUAGGAGCAAUUUGCAAAGCUUUUUCUUAUUCUUGUAUUUUGAAGCUUAUUAUCACUGCAACAUGAAUUAUACUGGGAAGAAACACCUGAGAGACUAGCUUAUUUAAGUUUGAAAAAGAUGAAGUGGUUACUCUUUCA